Molecule: messenger RNA, 216 nt
Organism: Antrostomus carolinensis (chuck-will's-widow)
Lineage: Eukaryota; Metazoa; Chordata; Aves; Caprimulgiformes; Caprimulgidae
Product: protein kish-A
Exons: 3
Source: RefSeq, a predicted model, not a curated record
UCUGCCAUCUUCAACUUUCAGAGUCUACUGACUGUCAUCUUGCUGCUCAUAUGUACAUGUGCCUAUAUCAGAUCCUUGGCUCCCAGCUUACUGGACAAAAAUAAAACUGGGCUAUUGGGAAUAUUCUGGAAAUGCGCCAGGAUUGGUGAAAGGAAGAGCCCCUACGUGGCUGUGUGCUGUGUCGUGAUGGCUUUCAGCAUUCUGUUUGUACAGUAG